Molecule: messenger RNA, 2425 nt
Organism: Musa acuminata subsp. malaccensis (wild Malaysian banana)
Lineage: Eukaryota; Viridiplantae; Streptophyta; Magnoliopsida; Zingiberales; Musaceae
Product: probable 1-deoxy-D-xylulose-5-phosphate synthase, chloroplastic
Biological process (GO): terpenoid biosynthetic process; chlorophyll biosynthetic process
Cellular component (GO): chloroplast
Molecular function (GO): 1-deoxy-D-xylulose-5-phosphate synthase activity
Source: RefSeq, a predicted model, not a curated record
UGGCAAUUAGGACUCAGAACACGCGCACUCCCAGUGUGAGAUCUGAAGCCUUCUUACGUUCUUCCCCCCUUCCUGUCGACUCCAUUCGUCUCUGCAAUUGCUUCCCAUGGCUGCAUCCACGCUUCCCUUCUCUUGCCAUUUGCCUGCUCUGCUUUCCUCGGAUCUGCAGAAGGCUUCCCCCCUCCUGCCUACGCAGUUGUUUGCAGGGACUGAUCUCCCGCACCACCGGCAUCGUCAUGGGUUUCUCACGCCUAGGAGACGGUCAUGUGUUUGCGCCUCACUAUCAGGAACUGGGGAGUACUUCUCGCAGCGGCCACCAACUCCGCUGCUGGACACCGUCAACUAUCCCAUCCAUAUGAAGAAUCUCUCGGUCAAGGAACUCAAACAACUUGCGGACGAACUUCGGUCAGAUGUCAUCUUCCAUGUCUCUAAGACGGGAGGACAUCUUGGUUCGAGCCUUGGAGUGGUUGAGCUAACCGUCGCUCUACACUAUGUCUUCAAUGCUCCUCAAGACAAGAUACUAUGGGAUGUUGGGCACCAGUCGUACCCACACAAGAUACUAACAGGGAGGAGAGACAAGAUGCCUACGUUACGACGGACGAAUGGAUUAUCUGGGUUCACAAAACGAUCAGAGAGUGACUAUGAUAGCUUUGGAACUGGUCAUAGUUCAACCAGCAUCUCAGCAGCCCUUGGGAUGGCUGUCGGAAGGGAUCUGAAGGGCAGAAAGAAUAAUGUUAUAGCAGUGAUAGGGGAUGGGGCCAUGACUGCUGGACAAGCAUAUGAAGCUAUGAACAAUGCUGGGUAUCUUGACUCGGACAUGAUUGUCAUUCUGAAUGACAACAAGCAGGUCUCUCUGCCCACUGCAAGUCUUGACGGGCCUAUACCACCAGUUGGAGCUUUAAGCAGUGCUCUCAGUAGAUUACAAUCUAGCAGACCAUUAAGAGAACUGAGAGAGGUCGCCAAGGGAGUUACGAAGCAGAUUGGUGGAUCGAUGCAUCAAAUUGCGGCAAAAGUCGAUGAAUAUGCUCGAGGAAUGAUUAGUGGAUCUGGCUCAACUUUGUUUGAAGAGCUUGGUCUCUAUUAUAUUGGCCCGGUGGAUGGCCACAACAUAGAUGACCUCGUUUCCAUACUCAAGGAGGUUAAGGACACAAAGACAACAGGUCCAGUUCUUAUACAUGUUGUAACAGAAAAAGGACGGGGAUAUCCCUAUGCAGAGAGAGCUGCUGACAAGUAUCAUGGUGUUACCAAAUUUGAUCCGGCCACUGGGAAACAAUUGAAGUCGAUCUCUCAGACUCAAUCUUAUACCAAUUAUUUUGCUGAAGCUUUGAUAGCUGAGGCAGAGGUAGACAAAGAUAUAGUCGCAAUUCAUGCAGCCAUGGGAGGUGGAACCGGCCUUAACUACUUCCUUCGUCGAUUUCCAACAAGAUGUUUUGAUGUCGGUAUAGCCGAGCAGCAUGCUGUUACAUUUGCAGCUGGUCUAGCCUGCGAAGGCCUCAAGCCAUUCUGUGCAAUCUACUCAUCUUUCUUGCAACGGGCUUACGAUCAGGUGAUACAUGAUGUGGACUUGCAGAAACUUCCUGUAAGAUUUGCUAUGGACCGAGCGGGGCUUGUCGGAGCUGAUGGGCCAACUCAUUGUGGUGCAUUUGAUGUCACAUACAUGGCAUGUCUGCCUAAUAUGAUUGUCAUGGCUCCUUCCGAUGAAGCUGAACUGUUUCACAUGGUUGCCACUGCAGCAGCCAUCAAUGACCGGCCAUCCUGCUUCCGAUAUCCAAGAGGAAAUGGCAUUGGCGUUCCCCUGCCCCAAGGAAACAAAGGUGUUCCGCUUGAGAUCGGCAAAGGCAGGAUAUUGAUUGAGGGUGAGAGGGUGGCUCUUCUUGGAUAUGGAACAGCAGUUCAGAGCUGUGUGGCUGCAGCUUCCCUCCUGGAACAACGUGGUCUAAGGGUCACAGUGGCUGAUGCACGAUUCUGCAAGCCGCUGGAUCAUGCUUUGAUUCGGAACUUAUCUAAAUCUCACCAAGUGCUGAUUACAGUUGAAGAAGGAUCCAUCGGAGGGUUUGGCUCUCAUGUCGCCCAGUUCAUGGCACUUAAUGGUCUUCUUGAUGGCACGAUAAAGUGGAGACCGCUGGUUCUUCCUGAUCGUUACAUCGAGCAUGGAUCACCCAAUGAUCAGCUGGCAGAAGCUGGUUUGACACCGUCUCAUGUUGCAGCCACAGUGCUCAACAUCCUUGGACAAACUAGAGAGGCACUUGAAAUCAUGUCAUAGGAGAUGCUAAAAGAGGGAAAGCAUUUUAAUUGCUUUUCCUUCAACUUUUCUUGAUAGAGGGAGACUCAAUUUUUGUCUCCUAAAAUGUAAGAACUAUAUAUGAGAGUGCAAGUAACUCCAGAGCAAUCAUCCAUUGUCAUGGAGUGACAGGAUAUUUUUAGA